Vicia faba (fava bean) is the source of this 1485-nucleotide messenger RNA. The record is from the annotation of a GenBank genome assembly. Lineage: Eukaryota; Viridiplantae; Streptophyta; Magnoliopsida; Fabales; Fabaceae.
AUGGCGGCUCUUACCUCUCUCCCUCCCCUUCCUCACACUCUCCUUUUUCUCCGUUCAAAACCAACCAGACUUUCCGUUUCCGCUUCAGCGCUCUCAUCCUCAGGCAAUGAUGGUUCUAGUUCUAGAGCACCUCAUAAAAGAAGAGGAAAAAUUGAAGGUCCACGGAAAAGUAUGGAGGAUUCUGUUCAACGCAGGAUGGAGCAAUUUUAUGAAGGUUCUGAUGGACCUCCUUUACGCGUUCUACCUAUUGGUGGUUUGGGUGAAAUUGGAAUGAAUUGUAUGCUCGUAGGGAAUCAUGACCGCUAUAUCCUCAUUGAUGCUGGUAUCAUGUUUCCUGACUAUGAUGACCUUGGAGUACAAAAGAUUAUACCUGAUACAACUUUUAUAAGAAAAUGGAGCCACAAAAUUGAAGCGCUUGUUAUAACGCAUGGUCAUGAAGAUCAUAUCGGUGCGUUGCCUUGGGUCAUCCCAGCAUUGGAUUCCAAUACACCGAUUUUUGCAUCUUCCUUUACAAUGGAGCUUAUAAAAAAACGUUUGAAGGAGCAUGGUAUUUUUCUUUCGUCUAGACUCAAAAUCUUCAGAACAAAGAACAAGUUUGUCGCCGGGCCAUUUGAGAUAGAACCUAUUAGGGUGACUCAUUCUAUUCCUGACUGCUGUGGACUAGUUCUUCGUUGUUCUGAUGGUACUAUUCUUCACACCGGGGACUGGAAGAUUGACGAGACACCACUUGAUGGGAAGGUUUUUGAUCGAGAGGCUUUAGAGGAACUCUCUAAAGAAGGAGUAACAUUGAUGAUGAGUGAUUCGACAAAUGUGCUCUCACCUGGAAGGACAACCAGUGAAUCUGUUGUAGCAGAUGCAUUAUUGAGGCAUAUUUCAGCUACUAAAGGAAGGGUUAUUACGACCCAGUUCGCGUCAAAUCUACAUCGGAUUGGAAGUGUGAAAGCUGCUGCUGAUUUAACUGGCAGAAAGUUGGUAUUUGUUGGCAUGUCUUUAAGGACAUACUUAGAAGCAGCUUGGAAGGAUGGAAAGGCUCCAUUUGAUCCAUCCACUCUGGUGAAAGCAGAGGAUAUUGAUGCUUAUGCGCCCAAGGAUCUGCUUAUUGUAACAACCGGCUCUCAAGCAGAGCCACGUGCUGCCUUAAAUCUUGCAUCUUAUGGAAGUAGCCAUGCUUUCAAACUUACCAAGGAAGAUAUUAUUUUGUAUUCAGCUAAGGUAAUCCCUGGUAAUGAGUCUCGUGUGAUGGAAAUGAUGAAUCGCAUAUCAGAGAUUGGAUCAACAAUAGUUAUGGGGAGAAAUGAAAACUUGCACACAUCUGGUCAUGCAUAUCGUGGAGAAUUGACCCUUGAUAUCCUGAUAGUGAGAUUUUUAGAAUUCACAUGCAUGAAUAGGGCUGUUUUCGGUCCGGUCCGGGUAUCAGGGGUCCCAAGAGUUGGACCGAAACCCUUAUCGGGUAAAUUGGAACCGGAUCAAAACCGUGAUGGUUAA